ACGUCCGAUCAACAAACAGAAUGGCCGUCUACAACGAAUCCCGCCUGAACUACGUCUGGCUGGCGUGGUUCGCGCUGUCGAUCCCCAUCAUUCUUUUCAUCGAUGCCCUCCACUUCUACCCUUCGUCCUGGUACUCCUCUCCCUCCGCCCCGCUACACAUCUUCCACCUGGCCCGCCAAGAUUACAUCGCCCAAUACAACGACCCCAUAAUACAGUGGUCUCCCUCCACCUCCGUCCCGGGCUCCCACGACUCCUGGAUCGGCCUGUUUUUGUAUCUCGAAUUCGGCUUCACAUUGCCCGCGGUGCUCUACGGAUUCUUUCUGUUGGCAGUGAAAAGAAAGGGAACCACGGGACGGGAUGAGCUCCUUUUCCUCGUGUAUGCGCUGGAGACGGCCUUGACGACCUUGGUGUGUAUCUACGAUGUCGGGUAUUGGGAUCCGGCCGUGUAUAGCGAGGAGGCGAAAAGGACCAUGGUUUUGCAGUUCUUUGGACCGUGGUUUUUGGUUCCCAGCAUUAUGGCUGUUGACAUGGCUAGGAGGAUCCUGGGGAGGAUCAAGGUUGCUGACGAGGCUAUGGAGGAGAGGCAGAGGAGAAAGGGGCAGUAAAUCCAGACUCCCGUGGUUCGAUUUCCAUGCCGUGCUUGUUUCAAGUAAACCGAGCAACCAUGCUUUCAACAAAUUGAAGGAUCACACACAUGGCCGUCCGAAUCAUGCAGUAAAU
This is a messenger RNA of Neurospora crassa OR74A, 720 nucleotides long. RefSeq lists its product as hypothetical. Lineage: Eukaryota; Fungi; Ascomycota; Sordariomycetes; Sordariales; Sordariaceae. The record is from RefSeq and is a predicted model, not a curated record. The transcript is spliced from 3 exons. The coding region runs from base 21 to 605 and encodes 194 amino acids. Gene Ontology annotation, cellular component: endoplasmic reticulum.